Acanthaster planci (crown-of-thorns starfish) is the source of this 4990-nucleotide messenger RNA. RefSeq names its product BRO1 domain and CAAX motif containing (gene brox). Lineage: Eukaryota; Metazoa; Echinodermata; Asteroidea; Valvatida; Acanthasteridae. The record is from RefSeq and is a predicted model, not a curated record.
UAGCUAACUACGUAAUGUACAAAACUCGGCUGCAUCGUCUCGGGUUCGCGUGAUUUCUUUUUAUCCCCAGAUUUUGAAGUCGUUAGCGCAAUACUUACUCAGAUAGUAAGCUUACCAUCGAAACAUAAAAAUACAUACAAUUCAGUCUUAUAUUGAAACAUUUCUAUUUAAUAUAAACACUGUAGACCAACACGAAACCUCCGUGGAGACGCAGCUGACUUGCCUACAUGUUUGAUAUUUGAAAACCCAUAAUAAGCAUAAGAUACCAAGAUGGCGCAUUGGUUCCACAGGAAUCCUCUGAAGGCCACUGUUCCACUUAAUUUUGAUCUUGGGCGUCAGGCUUCGACUUCGUCUGCAAGGAAACUUUGUAGUGACAUCCGUGUGGCAAGAGCGCAACUUCUAGAUCUUCUCCGAGAUCCAAGUCACGAUGUGGUUGUUGUGAAGAAAGCUACUGAGAAAUAUAUAAGCUAUCUUGAAGGUUUCAUAACAGCAGUAGAAGAUUCAAAGACAUCUCCUGAACAGCCCCAGCAACAGAUGGGAGAAGAUGUUGGUAAAAUGACUCUGCAAGAUACUGACCAUGCUGAAGCAGGCAGAAGCAGUGGCGAAAGCAAGCUUCGUAAUGCUGUUAAGAUCACAUGGACAAAUUCCCUUGGAGGAAAGAACAUAUAUCAGUAUGACUUCAUCUUUGAGAAGAUAAAUAUGCUUUUCAACAUUGCUCUGUGGUUGACUAAGCAUGCAGCCAAGCUUGCAAGUAGUAGUGUGGAAAUCUCAGAAGAUGAGGCCAAAGAAGUCCAUAGAAGUUUGCGUGAAGCAGCUGGCAUAUUCAAGCACAUACAGGAUAACAUAUUGCACAAGUUGUAUGAAACACCUGGGGAUGGUUGCGACCUGGAUCAAAGAAUUCUGUCUGCGUAUGAGAUACAGUGUAAAGCUGAAGCACAGGAAGUGACUCUUGCAAGAGCUAUUGAACUGAAGCACACCCCAAGCCUUGUUGCAGCUCUAGCCAUUGAGACAAGUAAAUUGUUUGCAUCGGCUGAUGACGCACUCAAGUCUCUGGAUGAAAAGUUAGUCAUGAAAUGGAGGAAAUACUUCCAAUUCAAAAGUGUCUUCUACGAGUCAUAUGCACACUGCUACAAUGGCAAUACAUUACUUGCCAAAGACAAAGGAGGACAGGCUGUCAGAUCACUGAAGGAGGGAAUGGCGUUGUUUCACAAGGCAGAGGAUUUGGCCAAAGAAUACGCAAAAACAAAAGGUCCUGGCGUAGUGGCUAAACCACAGCAGCAUCCUUUCUUCUUACGUUUGGGGCCCAUCGUUCAUCGAAUUCUAGAGAAGACAGAGAGAGAAAAUGGAAUGAUAUAUCACGAGAAGGUGCCAGAAGAAGUUCCUGAAAUAGAAUCAAAAAUGAAGUUUGGGUUAGCCAAUCCCGUGGAGUAUGAAGUUCCUUCAAAAAAUCCUGAGUGGACUGCUGCAGUCUAUAAAGGCUUUGUUGUUUCUUCAACAGAUAAGAAAGUAGAUGAUAAAGAUGAUACCGUGAAGCCUGUUAAAGAAGUUCCUGUGGAACAGACCGACAAGCAUCCUGGAAACACCACAGGAUGUACAGUCUCAUAAGUGUAUUGGAAAAUUUAUUUUUUUCUACAACAGAAAUGUCUAAAACAUCUCUUGCAGUAAAAUAAAGGUUGGAUGAUGGUGCCAACGUAACACUGGAUUUAUUUAACACCAAUGUGUUUGAAUAUUCUAGUUAUAACCUGUGCUAUUCAAGAUUGGUAUCAUUCUAACUUGAAGUGGAUAAUUGUAUUUUAUCUUCAGGCAGACUUGAAUUCUCCAUUCUGAUUGGUCGAUCCAUAGCAACAAACAGUAUGAUAUUUAACUGUAUUGCAUGGUUCAUAUCAAACAUUGUGUAAUGGGCUGUUCUAACUCAACGGAUUGUGCUAUUUUUACACUAAUAGCAAACGCACAUCUGCAUGACUGUAAAAUCAAAAGUGGUGUGUUUGCCUGUGCCGAUCGUCGCAUGCUGAUCGUCACGUGUUUAAAGACACAUACUAUUCUAACAAUUUCUGUUCUUAGUGUAAGCUUAUUGUUAUUGAAAUGAGUUAAAACACAAGUAAUAUCCAUGUUCCCUAGAUAAAAUUGCAGAAUAGUGGUACAUCAGUGUUAAUGUUUUUGCUGUGCACCGUAUAUCUUUUGUCUCCUUUUUUGGAUUUAAAGCACGCAUAGGCCUCUUUAAUUUCUUUGCUCAGUGUCAAGUUUGCUUGAAGAUAAAUUUGUUAUGCUUGCACUCGUGGAACACGGAAUAAUGUAGUGCGUCUGUGUCCUGUAUGCCACAAGGCCAGAGGCUGAGUGGUAUACAGGACACAGACGCACUAUAUUAUUUCAUGUUCCACUCAAGCUCGUGUGAUAACUAAUAGUGUCACACAAUUAGGAGUCUGGCAAAAACCUUUGUUACCUUUUUAGUCAUUGAAUAUGUGUAUUUUGUGUGUCAAAAAAGUUCAAUAUAUCAAGUGUAUAUAAACUAAAAAAUUUGUAAAGGCAUCAAGGGCAUACUCUUUUAAAAAGGUUAUGGGAUCCAAGGAUUUGCAACUUUUAUUCCAUUUACACCAAAAUACAUGGGACUUUGUGAUUGCGAACAAAUUUUCAGGAGACCCAUCAUACAGUCUGUUCCCAAGUUGGAAGGAGGCAAGAUGUGAAUGCAAGCCAGUAUCAAGUGAUGCACUGUGAUCACAUGUGUAUUCACUCUAACAGUAUCGUGUUGUUAUCUGUUGCAUAGUUUUUGAGGGUGUAUGGGGGGGGGUGCCAUUGCCUCCCCUCAAAGGAACCCACCUGAAAAUUUGUUUGAAAAAUGAUGACAGUUGUAUUUUUUGGUCUGUUUCGUUUCCCCUUCCUCAAAGAGUGUGUAAAAAGCUCCUGAAUGUAGCCUCACCCUUCAGAAAGGCUAAAAGAAAUUAGUGACAAAAAUUGUUAAACGUCGUUGGCCCCUCCACAAAUGUUUGCCCCCCCCACAGCAAAUUGGUACAGGAUCCUUCCUUGAAAACAUUUUGCACACUAGCUAUGGAUUUUGUGAUAAAGCAGGAAUGCAUUUAAAAGGACACAUAAACAAAGGAUGUUGCUGUGCAUCAGAGUUUAUUCUUUAAUUUCACAGCUGAAAAGAGCAGCUAUCAAGCAAGCACAUUCCCAAAAUAGAUUUAAAAUAUGUAAAACAUGUUGUACCCAAGCUCUUGAGCUAGCAUGAAUGCUGUACACAAAUUUAAUUGGAGUAUAGUUUUAGGGGUACAGUAUGUCCUCAUAGGCAGGGCCAUCUGAAUCUGAAAAUUUACUGACUCUUUUCAUAUAGCUGAGGAGUUUCAGAUAAACAAAUGCAGCAGCUAUUUAUAGCCAUACUUGCUUCAGUUAUAAGUUCAAAGACUUCUUUGGGCGUUUAGCCAUCUUCAAUGAAAAAGUCAGAUUUUAUGUCAGUUGUGUAAAAAUGUCAACUCUUAAAAUGUAAAAGCAGUGUUUUACAAUAAAGAAUGUUGUUUGUGGCUUGCAAUAUUCAAUGAAAAUGAAUAUAAAUUACGAUAUUUUCCAUAUAUGGCUAGACCUGUCAACAUAAUAAGAUGUGAUUUUAAAUCAAAGAAAUAUGACGUGUUACAGGGAGUCCACAUUGUUUAAGCAAUGCAGUUGCCAGCAUGCAACUUAUUGUCACAACAUGAGAGUGAAGUCAGUGCACUGUUUAAUUCCAGUAAAGCAAAAUGCAUGUAACCAGAAAAUGAAAAAUGGUGUCAAAGUGUACACCAUAAGGAAUAACGAACUAGUAUUUCGCAGGGAAAGAUUAAACCAUGUACAAUGAGUCAAGAGGUUCAUGUACCAACAAGAUGUGUUAUUCAUCAGAGCUUUAACUUAAGCAUUUUUAAGAUGGGGAAAACUGCAGUACAAAUGAAGCAGUAUGGACUAUGGUUUAUAGUACAAACAUUACCCUUUGCUAGGUUAUGUCAGAGGUACUGUAUACUUGUUGUAUUUGGAGAGCUUGAAGAGGAUACCUUGGUUGUGGAACCUUAAAGAGCACCUCUAAGGAAAACAUGUUUUCUCUGAAUUUAUUUGUUCCAAUAAAUAUGGAAACAUCCAAAUUGGACGUAGUGUCAUUUGUUUACAGAGCUCAACUAUGACAAGCUGAAAAGGUUUUUUUUCUGUUCAUGCUAAGCAAUGCAUGUAACCAUCGUUUGGCAAGCACAAGGGUUUAUCCACUACAGACACAGGGCAGGGGUUCCCCUCAUUUUCUCUGUUUUCUCCGAAUGACGCAAUCUACAUUCUGAAUUGGCAUCUUGGCAGAAGCAGAAAAAAUGCCCUUAUUAGCUUAUAGCUGAGCUCUGAAGACAAAAUGACACUGCAUUCGAUUUGGAUACUUCCUAAUUUAUUGGAACAGGUAAAAUCAGAGAAAACAUGUUUUCCUUUGAGGUGCUCUUAAAUAUUGUCAGUUGAAAGGGUUAAGUGUCAUCUUUGAUAACAUACAUGACAAAAUUUGCUGGUGUCUCUAAUUGUAUAGUGAAGUGUAUGUAAAGUGCACUGUUCACUCACAUGCAUAUCAUUUUUACGGGUAGCUGCAAUGCAUUUUUUUGUCUCUGCUGACUUCAGUGUCAGUUUUUGUUUUACUACUUUUAAAGGAUAUUUUUCUACCCAUUUGAAUUUAUGUUAAUCGAUAUUUCUACAUUCAUUAGCAAAUUACAUCAGUGACCUCACCCCGGGUAGGAACUUCAAGGUUGUAUUGGUUUGUGCACAAAAGAUGCUGUGCUGUUAACUGCGAAAGGAUGUCAAAUAUUUUCAUGCAUUGAAGAUGAGUAUGAAGUCAAGUAAACAAUAAAUUGCUGCUACACUAUAAAGCCGGUGAGAGAAUGGGACAUUCUGCCAUUUUUAGCUUUUGGUGUUCACGAUGGAAAAUUGGAUCUUAUUUACCAAUUUACGUGUUCACGCUUUUGUAUAUAUUUCAUUCUAUUAAAUAAAACACAUAGUCAGAAUCCAUGAA